Molecule: messenger RNA, 1815 nt
Organism: Vidua macroura (Pin-tailed whydah)
Lineage: Eukaryota; Metazoa; Chordata; Aves; Passeriformes; Viduidae
Gene: STOML2
Product: stomatin like 2
Exons: 10
Coding region: 54-1139 (361 amino acids)
Cellular component (GO): membrane
Source: RefSeq, a predicted model, not a curated record
CCCUUCCGGGAGUGCGGGAGCGGCGGCGCCGAGCGGGGCGGGCGGAGGGGGCGAUGCUGUCGCGGGCGGGGAUCCGGGCCCGGCCCGGCCUCGGGCUGCUGCAGCACUCCCAGCAGCUAAAGCGUGCAGCACGGCUGGCCCCAGCUCCGUGCCGCUGGAACUCCGGGCUGCCCAUGAACAUCGGGGUGCUCUUUGUGCCACAGCAGGAGGCCUGGGUGGUAGAGAGGAUGGGCAAGUUCCACCGAAUCCUUGAGCCUGGUUUGAACUUCCUCAUCCCUCUCCUGGAUCGGAUUCGUUACGUUCAGAGUCUCAAAGAAAUCGUCAUUAAUGUCCCAGAGCAGUCAGCUGUCACACUGGAUAACGUCACCUUGCAGAUUGAUGGUGUGCUCUACUUGCGGGUUAUGGACCCCUACAAGGCCAGCUAUGGGGUGGAAGAUCCUGAGUACGCAGUGACCCAGCUGGCCCAGACUACCAUGAGAUCUGAACUUGGCAAACUUUCCCUCGACAGAGUCUUCCGGGAGCGGGAGUCCCUCAAUGCCAGCAUCGUGGAUGCCAUCAACCAGGCUUCAGACUGCUGGGGCAUCCGGUGUCUGCGCUACGAGAUCAAGGACAUCCACGUGCCCCCACGUGUGAAGGAAUCCAUGCAGAUGCAGGUGGAGGCAGAACGUCGGAAGCGGGCAACUGUGCUGGAGUCAGAGGGGACGAGGGAAUCAGCUAUCAAUGUGGCUGAAGGCCAGAAGCAGGCCCAGAUCUUGGCAUCAGAAGCUGAGAAGGCCGAACAAAUCAACAAAGCUGCUGGAGAAGCCAAUGCCAUGCUGGUCAAGGCCAGGGCCAAGGCAGAGGCAAUUCAGCUCCUAGCAGCUGCUCUGGCACAGCAGCACGGCAAUGCUGCUGCCUCCCUGUCUGUGGCAGAGCAGUAUGUGAACGCUUUCUCCAAGAUUGCCAAAGACUCCAACACCGUUCUGCUGCCCGCCAACACCGGCGAUGUCACCAACAUGGUCGCACAGGCCCUGGGGAUCUACACCACACUGACCAAGCCACAAGCUGUGAAGACCCAAGAUGAGAUGCCCCCAGCCCACGAGAACUCCCACUCUCCUGCCACAGAGGUGCUGAAGGCAGAACAGGGCAGCUCCAGCUAACAGGGCUGGAAGGAUCUCAUACCCUCUCCUGAGGUGUGCUAGCAGUCCUGUUCUGCUGCAGGCAGUCGCUCUUGUUCCCUUAGUCCCUAUUUUGUAUUGGAUUUAAAUCAUGUAAUAAAUGGUAACAGUGCUGCUGCAGCACGUUCCCUCGUGCUUGGGUGCUUGACCCCAGCAUUCAGUGACGAAGGGGGAUCAUCCCUCCUCAACAGGCUCCUGCUGGGAUCUCCCAUGGACAUGCAAUGACAUACAAGAGUGAAAAACAAGAUAUUCUGAAAAAAAUUCUUUCUGUGAGCGUGGUGAGGUGCUGGCACAGGUUGUUCUGGGAAGUUGUGGAUGAAGCUCAGAGCAACCUGGUCAGGUUGAAGGUGUCCCUGCUCACAGCAGGGGGGUUGGAACUAGAUGAUCUUCAAAGUAACUUUCCAACCCAAGCUACUUUAUGAUUCUGUGAAUUUGGGAACCCCACUCUUACGAAGGAUGCCUCUCCCAGUGCAUCGCCUCUCUGGGAGUGUGAGCUGCUCUCAUCAUCCCAUCCUCUGUCAGCUCCCAGAAGCUGCCCCUACAGUGUAUGACUGUGCGUUCUCUACAGCGAGCUCCUCACAGCACCCAGCACAGGGCGGGGAGUGCCUCUGUCGAUUAAUUAAUUAUUUGAUUAAUUAAAACAACACUUUCGCCGUUA